Molecule: messenger RNA, 1236 nt
Organism: Penicillium daleae
Lineage: Eukaryota; Fungi; Ascomycota; Eurotiomycetes; Eurotiales; Aspergillaceae
Exons: 1
Coding region: 1-1011 (336 amino acids)
Source: RefSeq, a predicted model, not a curated record
AUGCGUCUUUGCACCACCCUCGUCACUUCUAUCCUCGCCAUGAGCGUCAUUGCCAGUCCAAUUGAGGGUCAUGAUACCCAUCUUGCUCGUGGUGGAUAUCAUGAUAAAGACCACAACAAGGGCUACUACAAGGACCAUGACAAGGAUCAUGACAAGGAUCAUGACAAGGACCAUGACAAGGACCAUGACAAGGACCAUGACAAGGACCUCGACAAGGACCAUUACAAGCGUCAGGACCAGAACUACGACUGGGACCACGACAAGGAUCAUGACAAGGACCAUGACAAGGACCAUGACAAAGACCAUGACAAGGACCAUGACAAGGACCAUGACAAGGACCAUGACAAGGACCUCGACAAGGACUAUUACAAGCGUCAGGACCAGAACUACGACUGGGACCACGACAAGGAUCAUGACAAGGACCACAAGAAGGACCAUGACAAGGAUCAUGACAAGGACCAUGACAAGGACCAUGACAAGGACCUCGACAAGGACCAUUACAAGCGUCAGGACCAGAACUACGACUGGGACCACGACAAGGAUCAUGACAAGGACCACAAGAAGGACCAUGACAAGGAUCAUGACAAGGACCAUGACAAGGAUCAUGACAAGGACCAUGACAAGGACCUCGACAAGGACCAUUACAAGCGUCAGGACCAGAACUACGACUGGGACCACGACAAGGAUCAUGACAAGGACCAUGACAAGGACCAUGACAAAGACCAUGACAAGGACCAUGACAAGGACCAUGACAAGGACCAUGACAAGGACCUCGACAAGGACUAUUACAAGCGUCAGGACCAGAACUACGACUGGGACCACGACAAGGAUCAUGACAAGGACCACAAGAAGGACCAUGACAAGGAUCAUGACAAGGACCAUGACAAGGAUCAUGACAAGGACCAUGACAAGGAUCAUGACAAGGACCUCGACAAGGAUCAUGACAAGGACCACGAGCAGGACCACGACAAAGACGAGAGCAAGGAAUACAGAAUUGGCUACGAAAAUUAGUAGUGAGACUGAUCAAGAAGUGCUGUACAAUCAUCUGCUCGAAAAGCCUGGUCUGUACCUCGACUAGAUGGCUAUCUUUCUAUGGGAUGAAUUCCAGAUGCUUGCAACGGACUCCAGUACGGCGGACUAUAGGGUGGACUAUGCCAUAACCCCAAAUUCUACUAAGUGCCUUCACCGCUUCUUCUUCCGCCCUCGUGUUCAAUUGGCCUCGUGCCUAUGCAGUAG